Molecule: messenger RNA, 3359 nt
Organism: Mercenaria mercenaria
Lineage: Eukaryota; Metazoa; Mollusca; Bivalvia; Venerida; Veneridae
Exons: 1
Coding region: 68-1276 (402 amino acids)
Molecular function (GO): protein binding
Source: RefSeq, a predicted model, not a curated record
UUGUAUCACCUAAAUAGCAAUUACACUUCCUCUUAUUGACAUUUUGAUACAGACAUUUUUGAAAAUUAUGGAGGAUUCUGACGGUAGGAGUAGAAACAGCGCUGAAGCUGACGAGACAGAAAAUGAAAAUCAGAAAGAAAGUUUUGAAAACAUAAAGCAAACCGAAAAUAAAACGUCUACUUUCGAUUUCACCGAACAGUCAUGGCGUACUGAUUUUGUUCUAAUUGUUGAAGGAACGAAGUUGUAUGUAGCUAAGAAUAUAUUAUCACUUGCUUCGCCGGUUUUUGAUACAAUGUUUCAAUCCAACUUCAAGGAAAGUUCGUGCGACGAGUUGGAAUUGCCCGGGAAGAAGUUAAAUGACGUCAUAGAAUUCCUACGAUGUAUAUAUCCGAACACAUUCACGCAAAUAACUCGUGAUAACGCUGUGACCAUAUUGCCUCUUAUAGAAGAGUAUCAAGUCGUUCAGCUUAAACCAAGAUGUGAAGCUGUACUGGCGGAGAGUGUCAAUGCAGAAACCUCGGUAGAUGAUUUGUUUCGAUUGUUGAGAGAAGCAUCCAUGUAUGAUCUGAAAGAACUUCGUGAAAAAUGCGUGUCAUUUGCAUCUAUGAAACCUCAUAAAGAGUUGGACGAAGCAGCAGAAAAAUGCGCACUACCUUCAGAUGCGGCGAAAGAAAUUUAUGAGAAAGUUAAUAAAAAUUUGAGAGAAACUAUUUCAAACCUUGAAAUUCUUGUUGAAGAAAUAUCAGCGGAAUCAAAGGAAAGUAAUGAAAAACUGAAAACAACAAAUGCCGAAUUGACGGAAGAGCUGGCACUUAUGAAGCAAUAUUUGUCAGCCGAGGUAAAAAAUACUAAAGAACUGAAGCUUGAUUGUGACUGUUACUGGCAACAAAAACAGUUUGUUUUAUUUAUUGAUAUGGGGAGCACUUGCAUAAAUGCGGAAAAGAACGUUGUUUUAUGGGACAUUCCACUUACCGUAUUGCCAUUUAUUAAACAGAAAUCUGGUACCGAAUGGCUUGGUAUUGAAAUAAAGAACAAUGGAAUUAAAAUACUUUGUUCUGUUAAAGCACAUGCGAUUCUUGUUAGCAGACAGCCUAAAGGCCUGAAUCAUGCUUCAUUUUUUGAUGAAAGUUUUGGAAUGUCUUAUUUCUGGGGAAAUACAAUAAAUAUGUACUUGAAGCCUAAAAGUGAGGUUAUGGAUAUUAAAAAUGGACUUAUGCUUGAUGGAAAAAUUGGAAUUAUUGUACAAUUGUUCAUGUCAGAACCAAACAAAAGCUGAACACCAUUUUGUAAAUGGGAAUAAUUAUACCCCACAAAAAAUAUUAGGUCAUAUCCGUUUAAUCUGCACAAGGCAUGUCUGUCAUAAUCACAUGGAAUCUUGCGAGCCUUUGGCUUUUUUUUGUCAGUUUGGUUUGACGUCACGCUGACGCAAUUAUAUUAUAGAUCAUAUGGCGACUUUACCUUUUUUACUAUUUGAACGCUGCAGUGUGAGGAAUAAAAACUGAUCAACAUAUUUUCCAUUUAAUAGCUUUAAUUUUCAGGAGGUCGAAGUGUUGUUGUUAUUUAUGUGACGAAUAUUUGUGGGAGUCAAAAUUGCGGAACAUGACGUUCUUGUUUUUGUCGAGGACUUUCUGAAAAUUUUGUUUGCACUUUUCUCUUACUUUCAGUAUGGUCAGUCCAGAGAGCUACGUUUUUGGCUUUGGCAUCAACCGUUGCCUUAAUAGAUAAAGAACAAAAAAGUUACUGAAGGCACCAGUUGGCUAAUUAAACAAUUCAUCCAAUGUUCAAGCUCAUAAACAUAUAGUUAUCGACGUUUUUUCACUUUAUGCAUGUUAUGUUGUAGUGGGAAUGACUUUAUGACAGUUGUUUUUUGUUGUGGGUCAAUGUUGAACAUUGAUGGGAAGAUCCUAGGUUCAGGUCUGUCGGGAAUGAGUCUGGGUAUCAUUAAAAGGUGUAAGCUGAUUCAAAAUUAAACUGUGUUAGGCACACAAUGGUUAAAGUGAAUAUGUCUAUGAUUCUGCAAGAUGGGUAAAAUUUCAAAAAAGCCUGGAAGGCUAAAAUAUGUUACAAGUAUUAUCAAUAGAUCUAUUCUCGAUGAUGGAAAACGUUUUGUUAAACGGUUACACAAAUAUACUGUUAGUUGAUAUAGUCCCUUUACACAAUUUACUUAUCACAAUUAACUUUACUUACAGAUACCGGUACACUUGUACAAUUUUAAGAAGAAGUUUUCAAUAUACAUGAUAUAAGUUCUGACAACUGACCUUAAAUUAAUUAUUUUGACAAUUUUUUCCCGUUCUGGAUUGAUUUCAUGAAACUUAAAAAUCAAGAACAAAUACUUUAAAAACCAUUUUGCAUAAAUCAGUUAGAAUUUGCAAAACUACCAGUCUAUCUAACUUUAAAUAAAAAUUUAAAAGAUUUUAAGCAUAAUUAUAUUAUAUGUUUCUCAAGAACAAUAACUUAAAACUCAAGAAAUUAAAAAACGAUAUUAUGAUACUACAACCUGACUGAUGUUGAAUAACCUUUUCAGGUGUUGUCAAUGAUUUGUAUAUCAUGCUUUCAGUUUGUGAAUAUUUUGUAUUGGAACUUAAAAUCACUAUGCGUGUUUCAGGCACAGAACUUUUAUUUUAACAACAAACUAUUUUAAAGGUGUCAUCGAUAAAUGCAAGUCUGAAUACUUUUUUUAGAUCUACAAUGGAUUUUGCAUUUUACAAUACUAAACUUGAUUCUUAAUACAGAAUACAAAUUGACAUUUUGUAAUGUUAAGUAGGCAAAGAUCAUACAAUUUAUAAGCUUUUGUCAAGUAUGCGUAUCUUACAUAAUAUGUGAACAAUAGAAAAAAAACUAUUACCGUUGCUGUGUUAUAUGAUCUUUUACAAAUAAUGAAGAACACGAAAUUGAAUAGAUAAGCGAAACUAAGUUUCAAUGCAUAAAUGCGUUAUUUCAACAAUUUACACUAACCAUUUACAGGAACAAGUGUCGGUGUUAAACAAAAUGACAAAUGAAAUAGAUAUAAUUAUCAUAACAUACAUUUUGUCUUUUGAAAUGAAUGAAUGGGAGUCACACUUUAAUGCUACUGGCCAGUGUUUAUGACGUUUAAGAAGAGCUCAAGUCUGCAAUAUUGUCCUGUUCAGCCAAUUUGAGGCGGGGAUAAAACGUUUUUUAUGAUGCUCGAGUAGUUUUACUUUAAAGGGCCAAGUCUGUAUUAAGAGCAAAAGGACACAUAAAAAUUCUUAAAAAUAAAAAUGUAUAUUAAGGUUUAGGAGUAUAUCACCAAAACACAGAAAUAUUUUAUAAACGAAUAACAUCGUUACCAAUAUUUUACUUAACCAUUACAUGUUCUGCCGUACUGUCCUGUACUGAAA